Actinia tenebrosa (Australian red waratah sea anemone) is the source of this 626-nucleotide messenger RNA. Its product is annotated as neural cell adhesion molecule 1-like. Gene Ontology annotation, molecular function: protein binding. The record is from RefSeq and is a predicted model, not a curated record. NCBI's taxonomy places the organism in Eukaryota, Metazoa, Cnidaria, Anthozoa, Actiniaria, Actiniidae.
AUGACAACUUACCACAUUAUCGAGGGAGAGAAUUUAAAGAUAAACUGCACAGCUAUUGGUCCACCAACACCGAACAUCACAUGGGUGUAUAUCAAAGAUGGUAGUGUUGUUACACACAGCCAAGGAUUAGGAAGUGUCGUACUAMAYAUAGAUAACAUUAGUCGUUACCAUGCUGGACUAUAUGAGUGCCAGGCUAAAAACAACCCAAACGAGGAUCCAACUACUACGAGGACAAGUGUAUCAGUCUACUACAAGCCAGUAGUUAGCGCAUCGAAUUCUUCAAGGAGCCUAAAUUCCUGGAAUGGUAACAUGAUGACACUCAAGUGCAUUGUAGAUGRAUUUCCCCAACCACACKUMACGUGGUACAAACCCAGUGGUCAACAAAUAUUAUGUGGUGCUAAGAAUUUAACUGAAGGUAGUCAAGUGAGAGUAAAAACAACAGAGUGCGGUGCAGACUAUGGGUUCUACAAAUGUCAAGCUGCAAACGUUGCUGGCAGAGGAUGAGCAUUUUAUUAGUGUUUCACAGCUGUUUCCACCAGGCCCUCCCGAAUUCACGAUACUAGACCAUGAUAUCCAAGCAUCAUCAGUGAAUGUAAGGUGGACCAAACCUGGUUAUGAUGGUGGAA